Osmerus eperlanus (European smelt) is the source of this 4296-nucleotide messenger RNA. It is a transcript of the gene kank2, whose product is annotated as KN motif and ankyrin repeat domains 2. Gene Ontology annotation, molecular function: protein binding. Gene Ontology annotation, cellular component: cytoplasm. The transcript is spliced from 13 exons. Gene Ontology annotation, biological process: negative regulation of intracellular estrogen receptor signaling pathway; negative regulation of cell population proliferation; negative regulation of transcription by RNA polymerase II. The record is from RefSeq and is a predicted model, not a curated record. The coding region runs from base 323 to 3565 and encodes 1080 amino acids. NCBI's taxonomy places the organism in Eukaryota, Metazoa, Chordata, Actinopteri, Osmeriformes, Osmeridae.
ACACACAGCACUCAGCCUCUGACUCAUCAACCGACGACAUAUCUCCUGGACAUGCGUUUGUUUGAGGGCGAGUUUCAAACUCUCCGCUGCCCAUUCGGAGAGGCAGGGGACCUCGUGGUGUUCCUGCCUAGCGCGAGAGUGGGUGUUCAUGGCACCGGCUGGAGGAGGGUGCCAUAAAAAGCAGGGAGAGACAAGGAGACCGGGGGAGAGGAGCCAGAGCAAGGAGACUGGGGAGGAGAGACCAUCCCUGCUGCACCCGGAGCUGAGCAGCUGGUGAGGAUUUGUGGGCAAACGUGUGACAGGCAGCCACAGGUGAAUCAUCAUGGCUCAGGUGCUCCAUAUGGACCCCAGCUUCCCAGGGAAGCUUAACCCGCCAGCUCCCCCCUCCCUUCACGGGAAGGAACAGGAGGCGCCCUACUCGGUGGAGACCCCCUACGGCUACCGUCUGGACCUGGACUUCCUCAAAUAUGUCAACGAUAUUGAGAAAGGCAACACCAUCAAGAGGGUGCCCAUGCAGCGUCGGCCUCGGUACGGCUCUCUUCCCCGUGGCUACGGCUACACGGGCUCCUGGUGGACCUCCACAGAGUCCCUGUGCUCCAACACCAGCAUGGACAGCAGACACUCCUCAUUCUCCUACUGCGCCCCGGGCUACCACACCUCCCAGAGGCCCAGCUUCAGCACAGCCCGGGUGGAGAAGACCCUGCUGGACGCUCGCAGGAAGCUGGAGGAGGAGAAAGACAGCCGUCGGUUCUCCAACCUGGGCAGCAUGCACAACAGCGUGGCCGGCUCGACCACCUCCCUCAGCAGCGCCCACAGCUUCAACCGAGCCCAGGGAGGAGGCUCCUUCACCCCCAUAAGCUCCGGCUUGUCCACGCCCGUGUCCCCCACCCCCGCCCACCUGCAGCACGUCAGGGAGCAGAUGGCCGUGGCCCUCAGGAAGAUCCGCGAGCUGGAGGAGCAGGUGAAGACCAUCCCCGUGCUCCAGGUGAAGAUCUCCGUGCUGCAGGAGGAGAAACGGCAGCUCAGCGUCCAGCUGAAGAGCCAGAAGUUCCUUGGCCACACGCUGGGAUUCGGCAGGGGCCGGCCCCGGGGGGAGCUCUACAUCGACAUCCCUGAGGAGGAGGUCAGUGCUGGGGCGGGGAGGACCUCCAUGCCAGCAGGGGUGCAGUCCCCCACCUCCACAGACAGCAUCAAGCAGGACUCGGGCUGUGAGAUAGAGGACACGGUGAUUGUUGGUGGCGUGCGUCCGGGCGGGAAAAGGGAGGUGCGCACCAUCGGUGUUGGUCCAGAGGAGCAAAGGGGCAGCUCUCAGGUGUGCGUGGGAGUACAGGAGCAGGAUCUGGGACUGCUUCCAGAGACACUGGCCCUGAGGAACCAGGUAGGCCAGCUGGAGGGCCAACUUAAGAGGACCAUGGAUGAGCUGCAGGUUUCCCAGCAGCAGGUGGAAAAGGCCCAGAGAGAGAGGCAGUCCCAGGCACAGGCCCCCCAGGCUGACCACUUUGCCAGAGCCACCAGUCUGGGCUGGCAGGAGCAACAGGGGCUGCAGACUGUGGUCAGCUUCACCCAGCAGCCCCAGCACAGACAGCAGAGGACUGUGGGUAUCCAGGUGUACACCCUGGAGCAGCCCACUGUGGUGGGGGUGGGCACGUUGCUCCGAGCAGAGGGGUGCAGUUCCAUCGCCCUUCUACCAGUUGGUGCAAUCCAGGGAGGACAUGCUCAAACCCCGGUCUCAGAAGAGCCACCUGUUGAGCUACCCAUCGCCAUCAGCUCCAGGCAGGUACGAGACAUCCUGAGAAGCGAGGUAUCCACUUCUGUGCCAGUGACUAAUCCCGCAGUCACCAUGGAAAUCAUUGACAAACAGAUGACUUCAUUACAUGUGAAGGAAGGAGAGGCACACCAGCAUACAGUCGUAGAAGCCGUCCAGUCUCAAGAGGACCUCUCAAAGUCUGCUUCGGCCUCUCCCCAAUCCGCUCUGAGGUCCAUUAUGAAGCGGAAGGCAGAAGUUGAAUCUGGCUCUCCCUCAACGAAGAAGAACUUGCAGUUCAUUGGAGUCAAUGGCGGGUAUGAGUCAACGUCGUCAGAAGACAGCAGCAGUGAGAGCUCGGAGGAGGAGAGUGAUUCUAGUGAAUAUCAUGAAGCCAAGGACAAACUGCCGGAUACUGCAGCUCAGCCCAACCAGCCAACAGGUGUCCCUGACUCCCCCCAGCCCCCAGCUACAGACCUCACACCUCUGCAGACGGCCAUCCAACCACCAGCCUCUCAGCCUGCCACUGAGCUGAGCACCCACCUGUUAGCAGUCACAAACACAGGACUUCAACAUGAACCUACCCAAUCACCAGCCAUGGACACAGUCGUAGAGCGAUAUACUUCUCCACAACCAGCCUUUGACUCUACACUCACAUUCCAGUCCUCAGUCAGUGACUGCGCCCCUCAGGAGAGUAUCAACCAAUUACCAGACAGCACAGUCCCUCAAGAGAGUACCUCUGAAACUUCAAGCACUGAACCAGCACCUGAACGAGACAGCCUCCAAUCACCUCCUACCUGCAGCACACCACAGCAGAAUACCACUCAAUCAGAGACCACUGAAGUCACCCAGCAACAAGAGGCACAUACGACUAACCUCGCCCCUCAGCAUGGGGCCAACCAAUCAACAGCCUCCGAACAAAGCUCCCAGCAGUGCACUAUUCAGGCGUCAGCCUCAAAACCAGCACCUGACAGCAGCCCAAGUAACAGUGUAUCAGCCAAUCAAGACAGCAGACUAACACUGGGUGACAGCCUGAUGGCAGCUCUCAAUGCCCUUCAGAAAGCUCUUGGUGAACCCAACGCCUUCAGCCAACAGGAAGCGAGGACAGCCUACACCACAGUGCUGCAGGAGUGGCUCCGUGUGUCCUGCCACAAGGCGGCAGACACAGCCGUGGUCAGAGCCCACAUGGACACCUUUGCCUCCAUCUCCCCACAGCUGCUGGAGUUUGUGGUCAACAUGGCCGACGGCAACGGCAACACAGCCCUGCACUACACUGUGUCCCACUCCAACUUCCCUGUGGUCAAGCUGCUGCUGGACACGGGUUUGUGUAAUGCUGACAAGCAGAAUAAGGCAGGCUACACAGCCAUUAUGCUGACUGCUCUGGCUGCCUUCCACUCUGACAGUGACCUUCACACUGUCCUGCAGCUGCUGCGCACCGGGGACGUCAACGCCAAAGCCAGCCAGGCCGGUCAGACGGCGUUGAUGUUGGCAGUGAGCCAUGGACGAGGAGACAUGGUGCGAGCGCUGAUCUCCUGCGGGGCGCAGGUUAACAUCCGUGAUGACGACGGCUCCACCGCCCUCAUGUGUGCUUGUGAACAUGGCCACGUAGACAUUGUACGCCAGCUGCUGUCUGUGCCAGGCUGCGAUGCCACCCUGACGGAUAACGAUGGCAGCACAGCCCUGUCCAUUGCCUUGGAAGCCAGCCAGAAUGACAUUGCUGUUCUUCUCUACGCUCACCUUAACUUCGCCAAGCCUCCUUCCCCUGUUUCUCCCAAGUCUCCUAUUUUGGGCUCCUCUCCUCCUUCAGGGGAAGCAAAGUGACCACCCUGCAAAGUCGAACUUGGUCCCACUCCCCCCGUCUCUAUGUCUGCAACCAAAAAUGCCUUUACAAUUGUAUGUGUGUGUGUGUGUAUGUGUGUGAGAGUUUGUUUGUCAUCGUCCUGUUCCCAAUGACCUUUUUUUUCUUUGUACAGCACAUACAUAUUUUAGCACUUGACACUUGCAUUCAAUUACUGUAAUGCAUUCUUUUAAACUAUGGCCAUACUUUGUGUUAUUAUCCUCACAGUUCUUUGUACACUACAUUCUGACAUUACUUAUUUGGUGUUGUUGCUUACUUGUUCCAGGUAUUAACUGUUCACAUGACAAGUAAAACUGUUUUGAGUAGUAAUAAUCCCGCUUUCAUUCAUGUUGUGUUUUAGAGACUAAACAGUCAGUAUAAAUUGACAACUAGACAUAGGCUCUACUGUUACAGUAGACAACUAGACAUUCUGAGUUUAUUAGAAUCACUCCUGUUUUAUUUCAUCUGCAUAUUUGACUUAUUUCAAGAAAUAUUUUUCAGAUUUAUGUAAGUAUAUCAAUGAAAAUGUAUCAAUUACAUUACAGUUACAGAUAUUAAAUGUGUCGUCACAAUCCUCUAUGGAAUACUGAAAGCCACCAACAUAUUAUUCAAAAAUCUCAAAAGUGUCCUUUAGCCAUUAAACCGAUUAAUGCUAAACAUAUUCAGAUACAGGAUACCCAUUAAAAAACAAUAGCCUAUACCCAUAUUUGUACAC